CAGGGCAAACCUGCUUGGGAGAGAAAUGAUCAUUCAGCAAAGUCCUCUGGCUGCUUUCAGUGAUCCUCUCUCUGCUCAGGGACAGCAGCAUCUUUGCAGGGGAGAAACCUGGAGGCUAUCCCCAGGGAGCCUGAGACCUCCAAGAAGAUGAGAGCAACUGCAGAAAGAGAUAAAUGAGGCUGGUGCUCUAUAAUCUCACCGGGACAAAGACAAGGUGACUUGCUGCUCAGAAAGAGACUUUGGAUGAGGUCUCUCACCUGCCGCUGUCGUGCCCUGCCACACUGGGCAAUUCUAACACGAAACCAAGGGUCAGCCGAGCCACACGUGUCAAAAGACAACAGACAUGGCCAUGGAGCAAGCUGCACAUAACCCAAAUGCUACUGCCAACCUCAACUUUGCUGCAAUCUACAAUCUCCACGAUGGGGAUUUAACCUCCUUGCGAAACUUCUCCUUCCCUUUCAAUUUCAGUUACAGCGACUACGACCUGCCACUGGACAGUGAAGACGACAUGACCAAAACCCGCACCUUCUUUGCAGCCAAGAUUGUGAUCGGGGUGGCUCUGGUUGGCAUCAUGCUGGUCUGUGGCAUCGGCAACUUCAUCUUCAUUGCUGCUCUCGCCCGCUACAAGAAGCUGCGAAACCUCACCAACCUGCUGAUUGCCAACCUGGCCAUCUCGGACUUCAUUGUGGCCAUUGUGUGCUGCCCCUUCGAGAUGGACUACUAUGUGGUGCGGCAGCUGUCCUGGGAGCAUGGCCACGUCCUCUGUGCCUCAGUCAACUACCUACGGACCGUCUCCCUCUAUGUUUCUACCAACGCUCUCCUGGCUAUAGCUGUUGAUAGGUAUCUGGCCAUUGUUCACCCACUGAAACCACGCAUGAAUUAUCAAACAGCAACUUUCCUAAUCGCCCUGGUCUGGAUCGUCUCCAUACUUGUAGCUAUCCCAUCUGCAUACUUUGCUACUGAAACAGUGUUAUUUAUAGUGAAAAACCAGCAGAAAAUUUUCUGUGGUCAAAUCUGGCCAGUUGACCAGCAGAUGUACUACAAGUCAUACUUCCUCUUCAUCUUCGGCAUUGAAUUUGUUGCACCUGUGAUUACGAUGACCUUGUGUUAUGCCAGGAUCUCUCGGGAGCUUUGGUUUAAAACCGUACCAGGAUUUCAGACAGAACAGAUCAGAAAGAGGCUUCGAUGCAGAAGAAAAACUGUCAUGGUACUGAUGUGCAUCCUGACUGCCUAUGUUCUCUGCUGGGCACCUUUCUAUGGCUUCACAAUUGUCCGUGACUUUUUCCCCACCAUCUUUGUGAAAGAGAAGCAUUAUCUUACUGCUUUUUACAUAGUUGAAUGCAUUGCUAUGAGUAACAGCAUGAUAAACACCAUGUGUUUUGUAACUGUAAAAAAUAACACCAUGAAGUAUUUCAAGAAGAUCAUGUUGCUCAGAUGGAGAUCCACAUAUAAUGGAAGCAAAUCUAGCACAGAUUUAGACCUGAGAACAAGUGCAAUGCCAGUCACAGAGGAAGUAGACUGCAUAAAACUGAAAUAAAUGUUCUGCAGUUCUAAUCUCACAUAUUUUGGAGAGAGAGAAAAGAGGAAAUAAUGCCUCCUCAGAAGCUUCUCCCUCAUUUGUGCGAAUACCCUCCAAUGGUGAGAGCCCUUGAAAAGCAGCCUGCUAUGUAUUUCCACCAGAACUCUUCACUGGACUGCUGUAUAAUCCCGUA
Messenger RNA from Cariama cristata (Red-legged seriema), 1712 nucleotides. RefSeq names its product prokineticin receptor 2. Gene Ontology annotation, biological process: neuropeptide signaling pathway. The transcript has 3 exons. Gene Ontology annotation, cellular component: membrane. The coding region runs from base 344 to 1537 and encodes 397 amino acids. Lineage: Eukaryota; Metazoa; Chordata; Aves; Cariamiformes; Cariamidae. The record is from RefSeq and is a predicted model, not a curated record. Gene Ontology annotation, molecular function: neuropeptide Y receptor activity.